UACUAGUACUCAGAGCAGAGCUUAUCAGAUGUCCUUGCGCUACUAUAUCAACCGAACUUUUCUAGUUUAUCCCUCAGUUGUGAUUUUGAACCUGUUCCGAUAAAAGUGAUUCUGAGAGUGAAACAAGACCAAGCGAAGCAGACAUGGACGGAGCGUUGUCAGUAGCUAGUUGCACAUUUGUGUUGUUACUGGGUUGUCUGCUCUGUACUGACGUUAAACCAGUCUCAGCCUCCGCUGGUUGCGUGGCGACCUACUUCCGAGCCGCCGGAGUGUCGGCAAUCAAGUCAGAGUCCUAUGAAAGAUCGUUUGCUAGAAAGGACAUUGACACCUCCUCUCUUCAAGCGCUACCAGCAUCUGUGCUCGGAUUUUUCGGUGUUCGCAAUUCAGGCGAUGUUCUCAAACUAUCAAGCUGCUUCUCCGGUAAGACUUCUGCUUGUAGUACUUUCAAAUUCUGUACGGGCAGUGGGAAAUGCUCACCACAUAAUCCGACUGGCAAAGCCCCUUCAUACCGAUGUUCGUGCAAAGCUGGUUUCAAAGGCGACGAAUGUCAAACUGAUGCUUGCUUCACUACUGAAAGUAAUCUGACAUGCCAGAAUGGAGGCAAGUGUGUUCGUCUGAGCACGGCGCCUUACUACCGUUGUGAAUGCCGACAUCAGUACAUCGGUAAGCAGUGCCAGUCUGCCAAAGACAACUGCAAUCCACAGAAUCCGUGUGCUCAUGGCGGCAGGUGUCGUAGCUUGACAACUGGAUUCACCUGUGACUGUCCAAGGGGAUACGUCGGUAGCACAUGCCAAAAUCAUCUUCUGACGAGUCAAGAGUUUGAUGAACGCUUCGCUAAACAACAGAGUGCCAUGCAGUCCCGAUUCGCCCAGCAGGACAGCGCUAACAGAGCGCACAUUACCAAGCUGGAGAGCGCGAUCCUAUCUCGCUUGGGAAGCAUGCAGAGUAAUAUCCUAGCUGGGCUUAGCUCGCCGAAAUUCCCAGGCGGUAUAAGGUUUUUCCGUGAGGACGUGACUUGGUUUGCAGCGAGAGACAAGUGCAUUACCCUAGGUGGUGCACUGACAGUGCCUAAGAGUAGUUCUGAGCAAACCGCUGCUCUGCAUCAGGCAAGCCAACAAGGCCACAGCGGAUGCAUUUGGAUUGACGUGACAGACCUGAAAGCGGAAGGACGGUGGAGAGAUCAGGAAGGCAAUCAUCUGACCUACUCAAAAUGGGGCCCUGGUGAGCCCAACAACCAAGGAGAAGAAGAUUGCGGAGCUCUGUACACAGACUCACAAGCCUGGAACGAUGUGUCGUGUGGAAGUAGUUGCUCUUUCAUUUGUCGCUUCCCAUAAUGCACAAGGGCAACUGCUAUCAACAUCUCCAUACAUGUAUCGCAAACACACACGCGCACGUGCACACGCACGCACACACUCACGAACGCACACAAACACACCUUCUUUCCUUCCUUCUUCCAUAGCCACGACUGGCGAUGUGGCCCGGUAAGGGACUGAACACGAAACACACAAACAAUCACACAUACCUACACACACACACGCGCACACACCUCAGACCUGCCCAUCGUGGAAGCGAUGAUAGCGAACAGCUAUGUUAGAUAUAGCAACUUGUACACACACACACACACACACACACACACACACACACACACACACACACACACACACACACAAACACACCAAUCCGCCCACAAUCACACAUACCUACACAUCGCCCUGCACGCUUCGGACCAAAGCUCUAUACUAUAGCACGCUUUUAGCUGAAAAAAUCGACGACGUAGGUCCCUCUUCAAUCCUCUACCACACUCCCUUCGGCCGUGACUUCCAUAACUAUAACAUAGUAUAGACAUUUUACCUUCUCUCGUUCUUUUCCUACUUCCCGUUUACCGGUUAUCUGAAUCGUAUGAAACAGGCUUUUUACUUUCUUUGCUUUUUCCCUUCUUUUUCAUUCUUCAUCCUCAUUUUUGUCACUUUGUUUAUCGAUGCAUGGCUGUGAGUCGUCUGGGCGGAUAGCCAUUGGCACAUCGCCCCUACUUUUUGCUUGUCUUGCCGAUUUUAAUUAACUUUAAAAUGUCCCCUCUCCUUGAUAUUCAGGAGGGCUGUGUUUGCUUUCUCUUCAGACAACACACACACACACACACACACACACACACACACACACACACACACACACACACACACACACACACACACACACACACACACACACAAACACACACACACACACACACACACACACACGAUCACCAUCUCCUCUCAAUCUCCAGGUCUUACCUCAAGUUCUAGUCUUAGUGUAUUAUACCGCAGACCGUAUGCGAGAAGAACCCUCCACUCUCCACUCCCUGUUUCCCUCAACACGUGUGCGGCGAAUAAACGUGUUCAGCUAUUGUCCGCCUGAGCCUGUGAAAUCUAAAUUUAGUAGUGGCUCAACUUUUGUUUUGCAAAUUACCGUGAAAAGUAGCGAAGCCACAUAACGAUUGA
Sycon ciliatum is the source of this 2477-nucleotide messenger RNA. Its product is annotated as neurocan core protein-like. NCBI's taxonomy places the organism in Eukaryota, Metazoa, Porifera, Calcarea, Leucosolenida, Sycettidae. Gene Ontology annotation, molecular function: calcium ion binding. The transcript has a single exon. The record is from RefSeq and is a predicted model, not a curated record. Bases 144 to 1334 code for a protein of 396 amino acids.